Messenger RNA from Symphalangus syndactylus (siamang), 2882 nucleotides. It is a transcript of the gene POLM, whose product is annotated as DNA polymerase mu. The record is from RefSeq and is a predicted model, not a curated record. Gene Ontology annotation, biological process: double-strand break repair via nonhomologous end joining. Gene Ontology annotation, molecular function: DNA binding; DNA-directed DNA polymerase activity. NCBI's taxonomy places the organism in Eukaryota, Metazoa, Chordata, Mammalia, Primates, Hylobatidae. Gene Ontology annotation, cellular component: nucleus.
CUCUAGCCUGCGGCCCGCCAGCCCGCUUCCGUCAGCCUCACUGGGGCUUCCUGCCGUCUUGCUUCGCGUUUCCCUCUGCGUUCCCUCCGCGCUGCAGGAGGCUGUGGUCCCAAUGCUCCCCAAACGGCGGCGAGAGCGGGUCGGGUCACCUAGCGACGAUGCCGCUUCCUCCACGCCGCCCUCGACGUGCUUCCCCGGAGUCGCCAUCUACCUGGUCGAGCCUCGCAUGGGUCGCAGCCGCCGGGCCUUCCUCACACGCCUGGCGCGCUCCAAAGGCUUCCGCGUCCUUGACGCCUGCAGCUCCGAAGCGACACAUGUUGUGAUGGAAGAGACCUCAGCAGAGGAGGCCGUCAGCUGGCAGGAGCGCAGGAUGGCAGCUGCUCCCCCGGGUUGCACCCCGCCAGCUCUGGUGGACAUAAGCUGGUUAACAGAGAGCCUGGGAGCCGGGCAGCCUGUACCUGUGGAGUGCCGGCACCGCCUGGAGGUGGCUGGGCCAAGGAAGGGGCCUCUGAGCCCAGCAUGGAUGCCUGCCUAUGCCUGCCAGCGCCCCACGCCCCUCACGCACCACAACACUGGCCUCUCGGAGGCUCUGGAGACACUGGCUGAGGCAGCGGGCUUUGAAGGCAGUGAGGGCCGCCUCCUCACCUUCUGCAGAGCAGCCUCGGUGCUCAAGGCCCUUGCCAGCCCUGUCACAACCCUGAGCCAGCUGCAGGGGCUUCCCCACCUUGGAGAACACUCCUCUAGGGUUGUCCAGGAGCUGCUAGAGCAUGGAGUGUGUGAGGAGGUGGAGAGAGUUCGGCGCUCAGAGAGGUACCAGACCAUGAAGCUCUUCACCCAGAUCUUCGGGGUCGGUGUGAGGACUGCUGACCGGUGGUACCGGGAAGGACUGCGAACCUUGGAUGACCUCCGAGAGCAGCCCCAGAAACUAACCCAACAGCAGAAAGCGGGGCUCCAGCACCACCAGGACCUGAGCACCCCAGUCCUGCGGUCCGAUGUAGAUGCCCUGCAGCAGGCGGUGGAGGAAGCUGUGGGGCAGGCCCUGCCUGGGGCCACCGUCACGCUGACUGGCGGCUUCCGCAGGGGGAAGUUGCAGGGCCAUGACGUGGACUUCCUCAUCACCCACCCCAAGGAGGGUCAGGAGGCGGGGCUGCUGCCCAGAGUGAUGCGCUGCCUGCAGGACCAGGGCCUCAUCCUAUACCACCAGCACCAGCACAGCCGCUGGGAGUCCCCUACCCGCCUGGCCCAACAGAGCCACAUGGACGCUUUUGAGAGAAGUUUCUGCAUUUUCCGCCUACCACAACCUCCAGGGGCUGCUGUUGGGGGAUCCACGAGGCCCUGCCCAUCCUGGAAGGCUGUGAGGGUGGACUUGGUAGUCGCACCCAUCAGCCAGUUCCCUUUCGCCCUGCUCGGUUGGACUGGCUCCAAGCUUUUCCAGCGGGAGCUGCGCCGCUUCAGCCGGAAGGAGAAGGGCCUGUGGCUGAACAGCCAUGGGCUGUUUGACCCGGAGGAGGUACAUUGUUGGGGACUGGGGACAGCAAACAGCACCCAUAGUCUGCUCUCUGACCCACAAUCUGAAAUGGCCCCGGACCCCUCUAGCCUGAAACCCAUAGGACCUGAAUCUGGGUCUCCACACGCAGUUCCUGGCCCUCAAGAGCACACCCCACCUCAGCUCUGGGCUCUUCCCCUGCCCUCAGUCUUCCUGCAGGGAAGCAGCAGUGGCAUGACUCCUAGGUCACGGAAGUCCUGCUUCUGUUGCAGAAGACAUUUUUCCAUGCGGCUUCAGAGGAAGACAUCUUCAGACACCUGGGCCUUGAGUACCUUCCUCCAGAGCAGAGAAAUGCCUGAGCCUGCCUGUGUCCCCCACUUCCACUCAGGAAAUCGGGCUGCCCCCAACCUGGCCACUGAAUGUCUCCAGGCAGAUAUGCUGCCCCCCCCGACCCCCACCUUCACCCCUCCCUGCCAGGGCCUGGCUCUGCCGGAGGUCAGUUGUGCCUGAAGGAUCAGUUGAGCCCCUGCUUGUGUGCUGCAGGGUGUGGUGAGGUGGGAGCCCUUGGUGCCAGCCUCAUCGCUGUGUGACCUUGGGUCUGCUCUUAGCCUCCUCAUGGCUCACAUUCCUGCCCUGGAUGGGAUGUGAGCGGGGCCCACUUCGUGGAGCCGUGGCGGGGCCUGCAGUCAUGAAUGGCAAGUGGUCCCUGAUGUGCAGUGUCCCAUCAGUUGCACUGCAGUUACUAUGGCUCCUGCAGGGCACCCUACCCAGAGUGCCCAGAAGAGAACCGUGCAUACCUGCGCUGCGUUUGAGAGCCAUGAGCUGGAGGCUUGGUUCUUGACAGCAAGGAGCCUACUGUCUGGUGUGCUGUAGGCAUCUGGAGAGGGAGAGGGCCUGGGUAGGAGUUAGGAGGAAGAUAAUUUUCAACUAUGGGGAUUCAGUACUGCAGCGCCCCAAGCCAGGCUCUGUGCUUCUGCCUUUAAGGCCUGUUCUCAGCACAGUGUCUCAAAAAUAGGUCAUAUCCUGCCACUCCCAUUGCAGAGCCCUUUAAUGGUUCCAAACCCUAAGUCCACACAUAGCUCCUGGCUCUGGCAUCUCUCCAGCCCCACUGGCCCCGAGCUGCUUGACUCACCAGCUUCCUAUUUGAUGCACCCAGGCCCCCUUGUGGCCAACUCCCUCCUCUUUUCACUGAGGCAGAAGCACUGAGGUGGGCUGGACAUGGGUGCCCUCCACGUCCCUCAUAUCCCCAGGCACACUCUGGCCUCAGGUUUUGCCCUGGCCGUGUCAUCCACCUGGAGAGGGCCCUCCCUUUCUUCAGGCCUUGAAUCAAAAGUCACUUUGUUAGGCGAGGAUUUCCCAGACCACUCAUCACAUUAAAAAAUAUUUUGAAAAUGAA